Molecule: messenger RNA, 3897 nt
Organism: Ziziphus jujuba (common jujube)
Lineage: Eukaryota; Viridiplantae; Streptophyta; Magnoliopsida; Rosales; Rhamnaceae
Product: putative pentatricopeptide repeat-containing protein At1g19290
Exons: 4
Coding region: 61-2610 (849 amino acids)
Molecular function (GO): protein binding
Source: RefSeq, a predicted model, not a curated record
UUACCUAAACCCACAAUCACAGAGACCAUUGAAAGACGGCCAUCGACGUUUUCUAAUGAAAUGAUCAUCAGGUGCUUCUCAACGUCCUCUACUCGUGUCCAUGUGUCAUCGUCUCCACCUCACUGGAAGCUCCGUGACGAAUCCAAGCUUACCCGACCCGAAUUGAUCAACCGGAUCACCCACCUCCUUGUUCUUCAACGUUUCGAUGCCCUCACCAAGCUUUCCUUCCAAUUCUCCGAUCAGCUUCUAGACUCCGUUCUCGAAAAGCUCAGGCUAAACCCUAAUGCCAGUUUAGGGUUUUUCAAAUUGGGCAUCAAGCAGCAAAAUUUCAGGCCCAGCAUAAAAUCUUACUGUAGGAUCGUUCAUAUAUUGUCAAAUGCUCGAAUGUACAAUGAAACCAAAACCCAUUUGAAGGAAUUGGUGGGUCUGUGUAAAAAUAAUUACCUGGCCUUUACAGUUUGGAAUGAGCUUGUUAGAGUUUACAGAGAGUUUACGUUUUCACCCACUGUUUUCGAUAUGAUUCUCAAGGUUUAUGCUGAGAGUGGCAUGACAAAGUAUGCACUCUAUGUGUUUGACAAUAUGGGUAAGUGUGGUCGGUUGCCCAGCUUGAGAUCUUGUAAUUGUUUGCUGAGUAAUUUGGUUAAGAAUGGUGAGUAUCGUGCUGCUAGUCUUGUUUAUGAUCAGGUUGUUAGGCUUGGGAUCGUUCCUGAUGCUUUUACCUGUGCAAUAAUGGUGAACGCGUAUUGUAAGGAAGGCUGUGUUGGUAGAGCUGCUGAGUUUAUCAAUGAAAUGGAGGGUUUGGGUUUUGAAGUGAAUUCUGUUACUUACAAUAGUUUGAUUGAUGGGUAUGUUAAUUUGUGGGAUAUGGAAGGAGCAGAAAGGGUGUUAAAGUUGAUGUGUGAAAGAGGAAUCUCGAGAAGUGUGAUUAGUUAUACAAUGUUGAUUAAGGGCUACUGCAAGCAAUCUAAGAUGGAGUGUGCGGAGAAGAUUCUCCGGAGUAUGAAGGAGGACUCUGUGGAUGUGGAUGAGCAAUCUUAUGGUGUGUUGUUAGAUGGGUAUUGUCGAGCUGGAAGAAUGGAUGAUGCUGUUAGGAUUCAGGAUGAGAUGUUGAAGGAAGGCUUUAAAGUGAACGUGUUCAUUUGCAACUCCUUGAUAAACGGAUACUGUAAACUUAGUAAAAUUCAUGAAGCGGAGAGAGUGCUAAAGCAAAUGGUAGCUUGGAACUUAAAGCCAGAUUCUUAUACUUAUAAUACUCUAGUGGAUGGGUACUGUAGAACUGGUUGUACAAGUGAGGCUUUCAAGCUUUGCGACGAGAUGCUUCAGGACGAAAUUGAUCCAACCGUUGUUACAUAUAAUACUCUACUCAAGGGUUUAUGUCAGGCAGGUGCUUUUGAGGAUGCCCUACGUCUUUGGCAUUUAAUGAAAAAAAGAGGUUUGGCUCCUGAUGAGGUAGGCUAUUGUACUCUGCUUAAUGGGUUUUUCAAAAUGGAAGAUUUUGAUGGGGCUAUAAAGUUGUGGAAAGAUAUUUUAGCAAGAGGUUUUGCUAAGAGCAGAUUUCCUUUCAAUAUAAUGAUAAAUGGAUUAUGCAAGAUGGGCAUGAUGAUUGAAGCAGAGAAGAUUUUCAAUAGGAUGAGAGAGCUUGGAUGGUCACCUGAUGAAAUUACUUAUAGAACUCUGAGUGAUGGAUAUUGUAAAGUUGGAAAUGUUGAGGAAGCUUUCAAAAUUAAAGAAUUAAUGGAGAGAGAAGAAAUAUUUCCUUCCAUCGAAAUGUAUAAUUCGCUGAUAAGUGGAGCCUUCAAGUCUAGGAAGUUGAGUAAAGUAAUGGACCUUUUAGCUGAGAUGCAGAGUAGAGGACUUUCCCGUAAUAUUGUUACUUAUGGAGCCUUGAUUGCUGGUUGGUGCAAUGAGGGGAUGCUGGACAAAGCUUUUGGUGAAUUUUUUCAGAUGAUUGAGAAAAGUUUCUCCCCCAAUAUUAUUAUUUACAGCAAGAUUAUCAGUAGUUUAUAUGGACAUGGUAGGAUAAAUGAAGCAAACAUGCUGUUACAGAAAUUAGUCGAUUUUGAUCUUUUUCCCAACUCUGAAUGUCUUAAGCUCUGCUCAACUGGGAUUAGACAUGAAGAAAUUCAUAAAAUUGCAGAUACUCUCGAUGAAGGUGUAAAAGGUUUCUCCCUCCCCAAUAAAUUUGUGUAUAAUAUAGCUAUUCUGGGACUGUGCAGGUCUGGAAGGGUUGAUCAUGCAAGACAAUUUCUAUCUACUUUGUUGCCUGGAGAUUUUACUCCUGAUAAUUAUACUUACUGUACCCUAAUUCAUGCCACAGCAGCCACCGGUAAUGUGGAUGCGGCUUUCAAUUUACGAGAUGAGAUGCUGAAUAGGGGUCUUGUUCCUAACAUAACUACAUAUAAUGCCCUUAUAAAUGGCUUGUGUAAAUCAGGAAACCUUGAGAGAGCGCAGAAGCUUUUCAUUAAACUUCACCUGAAGGGAUUAGCUCCUAACGUUAUUACUUAUAAUAUUUUGAUUGAUGGGUAUUGCAGGGCUGGUAAUACCACUGAAGCCUUCAAGUUGAAAGAAAAAAUGAUUGGAGAAGGAAUUGCCCCCUCUAUUGUUACCUAGUAAAUAUUGGAGAAUUCAUAAGUUUUUUCUUCUAAUGAUCAUGGCAUUAGUGGAGCUAAAUAUUGUGAAAACUUGAAUUUGUCUUCAAACUAUAUUUAUUGUGGGGAAAUACAGAGGACCUCCAAGAUUUACAGUUUGUUGUGUUUGUUGAUGAGCUUCCUUUGUCUGGUACCUUCCAUUGGAAAAAUAAAUUUAACAGAGUAAUCAGAUAUUAAUAAAUGCCUGAUAUACAUAACAUCUACGAAGCUGAGUUCAGCGAAGAAUGAAGUUCGGUGUCUAUAAUUUUUCCUUGAGCAAGCAUCAUUACACAUUAAAUUUUGGAGUUCUGACCACUACAUGAAGCAGGGCCGUUUAUGUUUUAGCGUCUUUUUGAGAGACCCAGGUAAUUUCCAUUGCUUGAUGUGUUGAUUUGCUUCCUUUCAGUGUGAUUCUCCUUAUGGCAACACUUCUGUUGGUACAGAAAAGGAUUGAACUGUAUCAUCUGUAUCUCUAAUUCUCUGACAUCAACAACCUAGAUUUUGUUUAUUUCUUUGACUAAACUUUUAGUUACGUGCUCGGCUUUUUACCAAGUUGCUCAAGAAGGUACUUUCUUAAAUUUCAUGAAUCAGAGCUGAAGAAAAUUUUUGCAGGACUUGAAGCUGAGCUUCAGGUCAAUACUUUUGUGAAGUGGAGUAAAAAGCAGCACUUGUGUGCCAAAUGUCUGAAAAUUUUUUAAUGCUGUCCGUAUGGAACGUGACAAUCAACAGAAGUGGGAUGUAUAGAAACUCUGUCUAUAUGCACUUAUUCCAGGUUCUGGCUAUAAAAGCAUACAUCAUCCACCAAAUCGACCAAGCAUUCCAGGAGCAUUAUCUACGGUUGUUGCACUUGCUUUUCAUGUGCUUGCAAAACAUGCAAGGGGAGGAUCCAUAUUGAUGCCAGCCCGGAGACUACACUUGAACUGUGGACCUUUGCCAGAGAAAAUCAAGCUAAUUUGUAUUCAGGGCAUCAGGUUGUUGUUCGGAACGAGACAAGCUCGUCUUCUGUCGUGCUUAUGCAUCUAACUGAGCAAACAAGAUGACGGACCUUAGGUCCUCUAAUGAAUAUGAACAAGGUUCUAGUGUAUGAUAGUUUUUGUUAUGACCAGUUUAAUACCCCUUCUUAUAGUUUGUUUUUUUCCCUGUAUUUUUCUGUUUACCAUGGGACAAAACUGAGCCAGAAUUGUGCAUCAGAUUUGCACAAAGUGGAAUUAAAGUUACUAGUCUCUCUGUUAUAAAUAAAUCUUCCAUAAAUUGAUGGAUAAAUUAUCUA